GCGUCUCUAGUGAAGUGGAGGCGGUGCUGCGGCGGGUGACCUGUUGCCGGCCGGCAAGUGCCGGCUUUGGGCCGCGGCGGUCUCGAGGAGUUGAGCGGAGAAUGCCAGAGCCGCAUGCGGAGGCCAGACUGGCGUAAGGGUGGCAAAGAGGAGCGACGGGGGCGCUGCCGCUGGGCCUAGACGGUGGGUGGCUCGGGCCCGCGCUGGCGUGUGGUGGGUUCAGGAGGCCUCCGGAGCCAAGAGGACUACGCGGGACCUUCCAGCCCCAGGCUCCACUCCUGGGCUUCCCACGGCGAGAGUGGAGCUGCGCUGAACCCUUGUUCCUUAGGGACUAAGGACCCCGGCGGCACCUGGGCCUUUUCUUUGAGGGAAUUGGAAACACCGCACGAUGAGGAGCCGGAGUAACUCGGGAGUCCGGCUGGACGGUUACGCUAGGCUGGUGCAUCAGACCAUCCUGUGCCAUCAGAAUCCAGUGACCGGCUUGCUUCCAGCCAGCUUUGAUCAGAAAGAUGCCUGGGUCCGGGAUAAUGUGUACAGCAUCUUGGCCGUGUGGGGUUUGGGUCUGGCCUAUCGGAAGAAUGCAGACCGGGAUGAGGAUAAGGCAAAGGCCUACGAACUGGAGCAGAGUGUAGUGAAGCUGAUGAGGGGACUGCUGCACUGCAUGAUCAGACAGGUGGAUAAAGUAGAAUCCUUCAAGUAUAGUCAGAGCACCAAGGAUAGCCUCCAUGCCAAGUACAACACCAAGACCUGUGCCACAGUAGUGGGUGAUGACCAAUGGGGACACCUGCAAUUGGAUGCUACUUCUGUGUACCUGCUCUUUUUAGCACAAAUGACUGCUUCAGGCCUCCAUAUCAUCCACAGCCUAGAUGAAGUCAACUUCAUACAGAACCUUGUGUUUUACAUUGAAGCUGCAUAUAAAACUGCUGACUUUGGGAUUUGGGAACGUGGAGACAAGACCAACCAAGGUAUCUCAGAAUUGAAUGCCAGUUCAGUUGGAAUGGCCAAGGCAGCCCUGGAAGCAUUGGAUGAACUGGACCUUUUUGGUGUGAAAGGUGGGCCUCAAUCGGUUAUCCACGUCUUGACUGAUGAGGUGCAGCACUGCCAGUCUAUUCUGAACUCGAUACUUCCCCGGGCUUCAACAUCCAAAGAGGUUGAUGCUAGUCUACUUUCAGUUAUUUCCUUCCCAGCCUUUGCAGUAGAGGAUAGCCAGUUGGUAGAGCUUACAAAACAGGAGAUCAUCACCAAGCUUCAGGGUCGUUAUGGUUGCUGUCGCUUUCUAAGAGAUGGAUAUAAAACUCCUAAAGAGGAUCCCAAUCGUCUGUACUAUGAACCAGCUGAGCUAAAGUUAUUUGAAAACAUUGAGUGUGAAUGGCCAUUGUUCUGGACGUACUUUAUCCUUGACGGGGUCUUCAGUGGCAAUGCAGAACAGGUUCAAGAGUAUAGAGAGGCCCUUGAAGGAGUCCUUAUCAAGGGCAAAAAUGGAGUCCCACUUCUGCCAGAGCUGUACAGUGUUCCUCCUGACAAGGUGGAUGAAGAAUAUCAGAAUCCUCAUAGCGUGGAUCGAGUCCCGAUGGGCAAGUUGCCUCACAUGUGGGGUCAGUCCCUAUACAUCUUAGGAAGCUUGAUGGCAGAGGGAUUUUUAGCUCCUGGAGAAAUUGAUCCCCUGAAUCGUAGGUUUUCUACUGUACCAAAACCAGAUGUUGUGGUUCAAGUGUCAAUUCUAGCUGAGACAGAAGAGAUCAAGGCCAUUUUGAAGGACAAAGGAGUUGAUGUGGAGACCAUUGCUGAGGUGCACCCCAUCAGAGUACAACCAGCUCGGAUUCUCAGCCACAUUUAUUCCAGCUUAGGUUGCAACAGUAGAAUGAAACUCAGUGGACGACCCUACAGGCACAUGGGAGUCCUUGGAACUUCAAAACUCUAUGACAUUCGAAAAACUAUCUUUACUUUCACUCCACAGUUCAUAGACCAGCAACAGUUCUACCUGGCUCUGGACAACAAGAUGAUAGUAGAAAUGCUUAGAACAGACCUCUCCUACCUCUGUAGCCGUUGGAGGAUGACAGGGCAGCCCAUCAUCACCUUCCCCAUCUCACACACCAUGCUUGAUGAAGAUGGAACCAGCUUGAAUUCAACUAUCCUGGCAGCACUCCGAAAAAUGCAGGAUGGCUAUUUUGGUGGGGCAAGGGUUCAAACUGGUAAAUUGUCAGAGUUCUUGACAACUUCUUGCCGCACACACUUGAGCUUCAUGGACCCUGGGCCUGAGGGUAAGCUGUACAGUGAUGAUUAUGAUGACAGCUAUAAUGAGCUGGAAUCUGGCGACUGGAUGGACGGCUUUGAUUCAAGUAGUAAUGUUCGCUGUGGUGAUGAAGUUGCUCGUUAUUUAGAUCACCUUUUGGCACACACUGCUCCCCAUCCUAAACUACCCCCUACCUCACAGAAGGGAGGGCUAGAUCGGUUCCGAGCUGCUGUGCAAACAACCUGCGACUUAAUGUCCUUGGUGACCAAGGCCAAGGAGCUGCAUGUGCAGAAUGUUCACAUGUAUCUUCCUACAAAGUUAUUUCAGGCUUCCCGGCCUUCACUCAACUUACUUGGCUCAUCUCAUCCUCCACAGGACCAGGUUCCCUCCGUUCAUGUAGAAAUACAUCUUCCUAGAGACCAAUUUGGGGAGGUGGACUUUAAAGCACUGGUUUUACAGUUAAAGGAGAGCUCAAGUUUACAGGAGCAAGCUGAUUCGCUCUACAUGCUGUAUACCAUGAAAGGACCUGACUGGGAUACUGGAUUGUAUGAUGAAAGAAGUGCUACAGUCAGAGAGCUUCUUACUGAACUAUAUGGCAAAGUUGGAGAAAUUCGACACUGGGGCCUAAUCCGAUACAUCUCUGGGAUCUUAAGGAAGAAGGUGGAAGCCCUGGAUGAGGCCUGCACAGACCUUCUCUCUCACCAGAAACAUUUGACAGUGGGACUCCCCCCAGAACCUCGAGAAAAGACCAUCUCUGCACCUCUGCCCUAUGAAGCACUCACUCAGCUGAUAGAUGAAGCCAGCGAAGGGGACAUAAGCAUGUCAAUCCUUACACAGGAAAUAAUGGUAUAUCUAGCCAUGUAUAUGCGAACUCAGCCUGGCCUCUUUGCUGAAAUGUUUCGACUUCGAAUUGGUCUGAUCAUACAAGUUAUGGCAACAGAACUAGCCCACUCCCUUCGAUGCUCAGCUGAGGAAGCCACAGAGGGCCUGAUGAAUCUCAGUCCUUCAGCUAUGAAGAGCCUCCUUCAUCACAUUCUCAGUGGCAAGGAGUUUGGCGUGGAGCGAAGCGUUCGCCCCACUGAUUCAAAUAUCAGCCCUGCUAUUUCUAUCCAUGAGAUUGGUGCCGUUGGAGCAACCAAAACUGAACGAACUGGGAUCACGCAGUUAAAAAGUGAGAUAAAGCAGGUGGAAUUCCGUAGACUGUCUAUCUCAACUGAGAGUCAGCCCAAUGGUGGUCAUCUCCUGGGUAUAGAUUUGAUAUCACCAUCUUUUCUGUCACCUGGAAUCUCUAUGGCUUCAAACAGUGGGUCCUUUCCUAGCACAUAUGGUCAACAGACAUCUGUAGAUAACCGUCAAGGUCAGUGGCAACGCCGAAGAAGGCUGGAUGGAGCACUGAACAGGGUUCCAAUUGGAUUUUAUCAAAAAGUAUGGAAAGUUUUGCAGAAGUGUCAUGGACUUUCUGUGGAAGGCUUUGUACUUCCUUCUUCCACCACUAGGGAGAUGACUCCAGGUGAGAUUAAAUUCUCUGUUCACGUGGAGUCUGUCCUGAAUCGUGUACCUCAGCCUGAGUAUCGUCAACUUCUGGUUGAAGCCAUCCUUGUCCUCACCAUGCUGGCAGAUAUUGAAAUUCAUAGCAUUGGAAGCAUCAUUGCUGUGGAAAAAAUAGUGCAUAUUGCCAAUGACUUAUUCCUUCAAGAACAGAAAACCCUCGGUGCAGAUGAUAUCAUGUUGGCAAAGGAUCCUGCAUCUGGCAUCUGUACUCUUCUGUAUGACAGUGCACCCAGUGGCAGGUUUGGCACCAUGACCUACCUCUCCAAAGCAGCUGCCACCUACGUGCAGGAGUUCCUGCCCCACAGCAUCUGUGCAAUGCAGUGAGGGCUUUGGGUCCUGGCUGCUGGGAGCCUUGUGACAGUUGGUCUCUGCCUCGGUUGAUUAUGCAUGGAACUGAAAUGUUAUUGCCUGAUCACUUCCACCCUACCACCUUUCCAUCCCGUCCCUCCCAAGAAGUAAAACUUUACCUGGAGGCUCCCUUCUAGCGUGCAUAUGCUCAAGAAGACAUUUCAUUGUUGGCCUUAAUUCUUUCAUGGUUCAUAGAAGUUUGUGUGUGUUUUUACUCUGUAGAUCUGUUACCAGCUUAGUUUUCUAAUUCCUAUUUGUUAAGAAGAUAUUAGUAAUAACUGAUUCCUAAAUUUUGGGUUUUCCUUUUCUGUGGUUUUAUUGUGAGUAUGAGGGCUGGGUGCAUUGGGACAUUAUUUCAAAAGAGUAAACCCUAAUAUGUUGGAUUUUAUGCCACUAUAAAUUGGAAAUUGGAAAUAUCUAUUCUCAGUGCCUUUUCUUGGGACACGAGAGUAUUGGAUCAUGGUUUCCUUCUUUAUUCACAUGUUGCCCCACACUGAAUAAUGGAGUCGUUUCUGUGUAGAAUUAUUGUCUCUGCUUUUGCCUUCUCUAUAUCUACUCACAAUUCCUACUUUCACUUUGGUGAAAUAUUAAAAAAUGCAAGUGCAGUGUGUUUAUUUAAGGAUUUAUGUAUUAAGACAAAAUCACAUUAUGAAGAUUGCUAGUAUAUUUGCAUCAGAAAAUACAGAAUGACCCAGAGAAAUGGAGCCAGGAACCUAGUUCCUGAGAGAAAGGGGAAAGAAGAUGCCUGAGUAAUGUCUUACACAUAGGGAGCAGAGAGGGAAUGAGAGGUAGAUUAAUUCCCUGAAGAGAGCCUCGUACACCUAAUCCUUGUCUCUGAAGAGUGGGCCAAUACAGAAAACACAGAGAAUAAUUGAAGCCUCUGGUUCUUGCAAAGAGAAAUCCAGCAAUCUAGAUUAUAGCUGCUUUACUGAACACUCCUUUCUUGUGUUCUCUAUCUCACUCACCUACUUACUUUCUACAGCAUCCAGCCCCUCCAACUCCUUGCCUCCCCCAUCUAGUCACAAACUCUUUCACUUAUAUUUUCACUUCCUAAUUCUAGUAUUUACAUCUAUAUAUAUAUAUAUAUAUAUAUAUAUAUAUAUAUAUAUAUUGGUAUCUGUGGGCAUAUAUCUGUUUAUUGUAAACACCUGCAUUUGCAUGUGUGUCUAAGCAUACAUGGGAAUUUUUCUGAAUGUCAUAAGUUUUGAUGUGUGUGUAUACAUUUGAAUGUGAGUAAGUAUGUAAAUAUGAAUGUUGUGUGAGGGGACUGUGUGACUGUGGCCUCAGGCUGACACACAAAGAAUAAUAUGAUAAUAUCUUAAGUCCUGUUUUCUGGUCCCAUGUAUAGGUAGCCUUGUUUGGAGAAUGUUUCUCCACAAUUUUUUCUCCUCUUAAUUUGAGGGCAAAGAGUUUGCUAAUUUCUCUGUUAUACUCAGACAGCUUCUUACUUCACUCCCCUCCUUCCUCUCAGAUUUUGCUAGUUUCUCUCCAAGGAUGGGAAUGGGGAGGGUAAGGAAGGAGGACUCUCUAAGCAGUUUGUACAGAACCAGUGACAGUCUUAUGAAUACAUGUGAAUAAGUGAGCAUAGUAGAGUGGUAGAAAACAGAUGGUGGAAACAAAGAGAGGAUGGCCAACCUUUUCAAUACCUCUUUUAAAGCAAAUGAAAACACACGGUGAGUAGCUUUCUGAUUACAUGGUUUUCUGGUGAAUUUUAAAGAAAAUUUACAACCUCUCUGAAAAUGUUUGUCUUUUCACUGUCUGCAAGUGUAUCCCAGUCACAGGGAAUACAUCUGGAGUACCACAGGUAAAAACCACAAUUCCCUCCCACACUAAUUUGCCUGAACUGACACUGAUGGCUGCCCUUCUGGGUUUAGUAAAUUGUCUAUUACUAUGAUCCCCAUACAGUGAUUUUUAAUCUUUAAAGCAACUUUUUAAAACAUCUGUUUGUAUUUUGUUCAUUUUAAGUGCAUGAUACUAACUAAAGAUGUGUUAGACUUUUGUUAGAA
Molecule: messenger RNA, 6138 nt
Organism: Loxodonta africana (African savanna elephant)
Lineage: Eukaryota; Metazoa; Chordata; Mammalia; Proboscidea; Elephantidae
Gene: PHKA1
Product: phosphorylase kinase regulatory subunit alpha 1
Exons: 33
Coding region: 389-4108 (1239 amino acids)
Biological process (GO): glycogen metabolic process
Cellular component (GO): phosphorylase kinase complex
Molecular function (GO): calmodulin binding
Source: RefSeq, a predicted model, not a curated record